AGGUCGACAUUGUCUGUGUCCUCGCUCGUCCACCACCAAGCUCUAUCCUAGUCGGACGCAAUGUUGCGAGCCCGUAGUCUACUCCUCACACGAAAUAUUUACAGAACAUACGCGACUGCGGCGCGUCCGCACGCGUUGGUACUUCUGGAACACAGAGAUGGAGCCAUCGAAGCGGGUUCGCUUUCUGCUCUGACCGCGGCGCAGCAACUAGGUGGGGAAGUCACUGGCCUUGUGGUGGGAGCUCCAGAGCAAGUGGAGGGCAUCCUCUCUAAAGCCAAGAAAUUGAAGGGCUUGACGGCUGUACUCCACUCGUCUUCGCCUCAAUACAGUCACCCUUUGCCUGAAGUUGUGUCUCCUUUGUUGGAGAAGCUUCUCAGCAGCUCUCCCUUCACGCACGUUGUUUCAGCACACUCUUCUUCGGCCAAAUCCCUGUUACCUCGUGUAGCUGCGAGGCUCGACGUUCCAGCCGUCUCUGACAUCACAUCUCUGGAACAUGACACCUCCUCAAAUUCGACGACGUUCACUCGACCAAUCUACGCUGGGAAUGCAAUCGCCACCGUGCGCGCAUCCUCGUCUAUACCUAUCAAGUUCUUCACCGUACGAUCAACGGCGUUCAAAGCUGCCGCAACGGAUGACUCGGCCGAUGUCAACGCUACAGCUGUCGAUCCGUUAGAAGUCCCUGACUCCCCUACCCAACAUGUCAAGACAGAAAUCACAAAAUCCGACCGCCCCGACCUCGGUGUCGCCAGCCGAGUAGUUUCCGGUGGACGUGCUUUGAAGAAUGCGGAGACUUUCAAAUCUACGCUUGAGCCCCUCGCUGACGCUCUUGGCGCCGCCAUUGGUGCUUCACGAGCUGCUGUGGAUGCUGGCUAUGCGGAUAAUUCUCUGCAGGUUGGUCAGACUGGUAAAGUUGUUGCACCCGAGUUGUACAUGGCUAUCGGUAUCUCCGGCGCUAUCCAGCAUUUGGCUGGAAUGAAGGACUCAAAGUUGAUUGUCGCGAUCAACAAGGAUGCGGAUGCGCCAAUCUUCCAAGUCGCCGAUGUUGGACUGGUGGCAGACUUGUACGAAGCUGUUCCGGAGUUGGUCAACAAAUUGAAAGCAUGAUCAUAUCGAUAUUGUUUCCGUACUAUACACAAACAGGGCUGUGAUAUCGCUCUCGUGCAACCGGAAUAACAAAAAAUCGAAGGAAAAAUCAGACUAAAGCUUGUGUUUGACUCCUAGACCCCUCAUUCGCUUCAACGCUCUUUCUACUUCCUCUUCUGGUGUUGACUCCCACAACCAAGACCACUGCGCAUCAAUGGCAGGUCCCAGAGAGGUAUAGUUGUCUUGAAAAAUGCUAUUGAAUUCAUACAUCUUCCCUGAGACGGCCGAUUCACGAAGUACGCGGUUUGCAAAGGGCAGCCGGAUGGAUUCAUAUGCUGACAGAGCUUUCCAGAGAUUGAGCGCUGUAAUGGAUGGCUCACCUAGGAGCGCUGCAAGGAUGUACGCAUCCUACGUUGAUGUACAUCAGAAAUUUGGAGUUCUACUUCCGCAAGAAGCGUAUGAAUGUACCUC
Messenger RNA from Somion occarium, 1554 nucleotides. Lineage: Eukaryota; Fungi; Basidiomycota; Agaricomycetes; Polyporales; Cerrenaceae. The record is from the annotation of a GenBank genome assembly.